Messenger RNA from Medicago truncatula (barrel medic), 1862 nucleotides. RefSeq names its product zinc finger protein MAGPIE. Gene Ontology annotation, molecular function: DNA-binding transcription factor activity. The transcript has 3 exons. The record is from RefSeq and is a predicted model, not a curated record. The coding region runs from base 196 to 1545 and encodes 449 amino acids. Lineage: Eukaryota; Viridiplantae; Streptophyta; Magnoliopsida; Fabales; Fabaceae. Gene Ontology annotation, cellular component: nucleus.
CCAUCUACUAGCAUAUAUCAGUUCAUAUUGUUUAGGGUUAGAAACCAUAUAAUUAAGAAAGCUAUAACUAUAACUAUCCAUUCUCUCUUCUUUUCUCUCCAAAUUCAAACACUAAUAUAUACUUCUUUCUUCCCACCUUAGUAACCUUUAUCACUUUCUCACAAAAACUGAAUCAAACUUAGAAUUGAAGAAAAAAUGGACAAUAGAGAAAUUUCAAAUGGUUUUCUUCAUGAAAAUACAACAAGUUCAUCAAAUGAAAAUCCUCCUAUUUUAAAGAGGAAAAGAAAUCUCCCUGGAAAUCCAGAUCCUGAAGCAGAAGUGAUAUCUUUAUCACCAAAAACAUUGAUGGCAACAAACAGAUUCGUGUGUGAAAUUUGUCUAAAGGGUUUUCAAAGGGAUCAAAAUCUUCAACUUCAUCGACGUGGACAUAACCUACCUUGGAAGCUGAAACAAAGAACAAGUAAAGAAAUAAGGAAGAGAGUGUAUGUGUGUCCAGAGAAGACAUGUGUUCAUAAUCAUCCUUCAAGGGCUUUGGGAGAUUUAACUGGGAUAAAGAAGCACUUUUGUAGGAAACACGGUGAGAAGAAGUGGAAGUGUGAGAAGUGCUCAAAAUUUUAUGCUGUUCAAUCGGAUUGGAAAGCACACUCAAAGACUUGUGGUACUAGAGAAUACAAAUGUGAUUGUGGCACUAUCUUUUCAAGGAGGGAUAGCUUUGUCACUCACAGGGCAUUUUGUGAUGCCUUAGCAGAAGAAACAGCUAGAAUAAAUGGAUCAACAAACAUAAACAACUCAUUAUUAGGAAUGGGAGGUAACAACAUUGGUAAUUACAACAUUAUGCAAAAUUCUCUUGUCCCUAACAUAGGAACUCAUUUUUCUUCAAUUUUCAAACCAAUCUCAUGCACAAACCAUGAAACAACUAAUCAAACAUCUAGGUCAGGUUUAUCUCUUUGGAUGUCUCAAACAUCUCAUGACACAAUAUUGGCUAAUAAUAGUAAUUUGCAUGAGAUUCAUGAAAAUUGGGUGUUUGGAAAUAAAUUCUCCUCUAAUAAUGAAUGUCAAGAGUUAACUAGUUCUAUUUCACUUCCACUAGUGAAUAAUAACAUUGAUAAUAAGGAUAGUACUACAAGUACAAACAAUCUUGUUAGUGUUCCUUCCUUGUAUAGCUCACAACACCAAUCACAAUCUCAUCAUCAAACAACCUCAGCAAACAUGUCAGCAACAGCUUUGUUGCAAAAAGCUGCUCAAAUUGGGACAACUUCAACUGAAUCAUUAUUCCUUGGAAGCUUAGGUUUGAGAUGCAAUAGUCCAAGUCAAGAUCAUGGGAACAAAUUUUGUGGGGUGUAUGGUUCAAGUUCAGUUCUUACAUCAAGUGAUCUUGGGUCAGCUGAGAGCUAUAUUUCAGGUGAAUUGUCACAAAUGCCCUCCAUAAAACGAAGGCGGGUGCAAAAUGAAGAGGGUGUUUGGGGACAAACUAGGGAUUUUCUUGGUGUUGGUGGUGCUAACCAUUUGCCACAGUUCAUCAAUCGACGGAUGGAUUUGAUUUGAUCUUGUAUUCAUGAUGAAAGUCUUUAAUUUCUUUGUUAUUUUCUAAAUGAAUGGCAAAAUAUGAUAAUAAAAAUGAAUAAACGGUGGAUUAUUUUGAUGUUGAAGUUAUUAAUUAGGAGCAAGGAGGUUAAUAGAAUUACCUACUUAAAUCCGGUCUUGAGAAUGCAACAAUAUUAAAAGAGUUAAAGAAGACAUUUGUCGAUCGUACUCCAGUGAUCUAAAGAUAAUAUUAAUUUUUACAGUUUCACGUUGAAAUAUUGAUUUACUAAAUCAAAAUAGAAAUUUAAGUGUAUAUCUCAUAACUUUUUACACUAAGG